Schizosaccharomyces japonicus yFS275 is the source of this 3733-nucleotide messenger RNA. Its product is annotated as 3'-5' exoribonuclease subunit Dis3. Gene Ontology annotation, biological process: termination of RNA polymerase II transcription, exosome-dependent; nuclear mRNA surveillance of mRNA 3'-end processing; CUT catabolic process. Gene Ontology annotation, molecular function: small GTPase binding; RNA binding; RNA nuclease activity. NCBI's taxonomy places the organism in Eukaryota, Fungi, Ascomycota, Schizosaccharomycetes, Schizosaccharomycetales, Schizosaccharomycetaceae. Gene Ontology annotation, cellular component: nuclear exosome (RNase complex); nucleoplasm; nuclear exosome focus. The transcript has 2 exons. The coding region runs from base 694 to 3603 and encodes 969 amino acids. The record is from RefSeq and is a predicted model, not a curated record.
CUGUAGUCCCAGAACUAGCCUUUUUCUCCGUCGUUUGAUUAUUCUUUAGGCUGGCUUCCGGUUUCCCUGCAGGUUCCUUCUCCUUUUUCUGACCUUGUUCCACUUUCAGCUCCUGUUUAUCCUCAGCCUCCUGUUCAUGAGUAGGAUGCUCCUCCUUCGUCUCUUCUUUCACUGUUGAACGGUUUAAUUCCGUUUUUUGGUCUUCAUCACUUUUAUUCGAGGAAUCAUGUUCUUUUUCGUCAUUUGUCGGUUCAUUACCUUCGAGAAAGGUAGGCUCCUUAGGUAUAUUUUUAUCUACAACUUGCUCAUCCACAAUUUUAGUCUCAACAGGGGGCGUGGAUGUCUCAACAUUUUCUGACAUAUCUGUAACUCUGUAACUUGCACGCGUCCAGUUUUAAAGUUCGCUAAAUUCGUUUCUUCACUUUCACUAACGAUAUUUCAAUAUGUACAUGCGCGACAACGCUGUAAUACUACCGAACUUUAGCUCUCCAGGCGUAAAGUGCAGCCUUUGAGCAAAGACCAUCCAUCGGCAUUCACUGGAAUAAACUCUAUAUCCAUGCGUCAUUCUCGCUUACACGAAACCCUAAAUAGCUUAAUAGUGCUACACCAAAAAAUGAAUAUACGAUACACAGCAGGGAAAGAAGCACUUCAGUCGAACCUUCCCUCCACGAGCCUUUGCCUGGUGCCUUUAAAAUGAUUAGCAUUGUAGAACGGAAAAGGUCUUCCGGCUCUUCAAACAUACUGAACAAAGUUUUUGCUCGUUCGGUUCGCGGAAAGGUUCAGAAAAUUGUACGUGAACACUACCUACGGGAUGAUAUUCCAUGUCAUAGUUGUGCAUGCACCGUUUGUGUCUCGAAGGAGCCAGUGGAUUUCAAUGGAAAUGCUUUAAAACCAAUUCUUUCCGAAAAUCCUUUCCACUUGGAACAAUAUGGUAAACACUACUUGGUCCCAGAUACCAAUGUUUUCAUUCAUUGCAUGGAUUUAUUGGAAAACCCUAACAACUUUUUUGAUGUCAUCGUAUUACAGACUGUACUUUCCGAGCUUUCAGGACGUUCUAUUCCUCUUUACAACCGCGUAAAGCGCGUGUGUCAGGAGAAGACGAAGCGUUUUGUCACAUUCUCAAAUGAGUUCUUCUCAGAUACCUAUAUCACGAAGGUGGACGAGGAAGAGGUGAAUGACAGAAACGAUAGAGCUAUUCGGAAGGCUACGCACUGGUAUGCGAAUCAUCUUGCAGGCGUUGGUAUCAAUGUUGUGCUGUUGACAGAUGAUGCUGAAAAUGGUCGUAAAGCUCGUGAGGAAGGCUUGCAAGUCAGCUCUACAAAGGAAUACAUUACAAAACUGCCGGACGCAGACAUUUUACUUGAUAUGAUUUCCGCUAAUGCUGAGGCCCAAGCUGAGCGCGAGUCUCGAACUGCUGGCAAAACUCUUUUUACGCAGCAUUGGUCUAUGUCACGCAUGCUUACUUGCAUUAAAAACGGUGAAAUCCACAAGGGCAUCGUCAACAUCAACCCGUAUAACUUUCUGGAAGGUACUGUCUCUGUGCUCGGUUACGAUAAGCCAGUAAUUAUUCUGGGGCGUUCGAACUUGAAUCGUUCUGUACAAGGUGAUCUUGUUGCUAUUGAAAUAUUGCCUCAAAGCGAAUGGAAAACGGAAACGAGCGAAAUUGCAUCAGAUGAAAACGAUGAGGAACAAGUCGAGGAACCCGUCGCCCAAGACGAAAGUGCCUUCCAAGCCGAAAAUGAAAAGGAAGUUGCCCGUAAACAUAUUCUGCCGACGGCUCGUGUUGUGGGUAUCCUGAAGCGCAAUUGGCGUCCAUACGUUGGCCAUGUUGACAUGGCCAGCGUUGCAAAUCGUACCGGCAGUUCUCAACAGUCUGUACUGUUAACUCCUAUGGAUCGCCGUGUGCCCAAAAUCCGGUUCCGUACUCGUCAAAUUUCACGUUUGCUAGGACAGCGGAUCGUUGUGUCAGUAGACAACUGGGACAUUGACAGUCGCUACCCGGAGGGCCAUUUCGUGCGCGCGCUGGGUGAAAUGGAGACGAAGGAAGCAGAAACGGAAGCAUUAUUGCUCGAGUACGAUGUACAGUAUCGCCCCUUUCCCAAAUCUGUUUUGGAUUGUUUGCCCGCUGAAGGUCAUGAAUGGCGUGUUCCGCAAGAUAAAAGCGAUCCGUUGUGGCAUAAGCGUGCUGAUUUUCGAGAACUGCUUGUUUGCAGUAUUGAUCCUCCUGGGUGUCAAGAUAUUGAUGAUGCUCUUCAUGCGCGUCCGUUGCCGAAUGGUAAUUACGAGGUAGGUGUUCACAUUGCUGAUGUAACACAUUUUGUCAAGCCAAGCACCGCAAUGGAUGCCGAAGCUUCUUCGCGCGGUACCACAGUUUAUUUGGUCGAUAAACGUAUUGAUAUGCUUCCAAUGUUGCUCGGUACCGAUCUCUGUUCUCUUCGCCCCCGUAUUGAGCGUUUCGCGUUUUCUUGCAUCUGGGAAAUGGAUGAGAAUGCGAACGUUGUUAAUGUUUCGUUUACAAAAUCCGUAAUUUCUUCGAAGGAAGCGUUCAGCUACGCUGAAGCGCAAGCCCGCAUUGACGACAAAAAGGCACAGGAUCCUCUUACGGAGGGUAUGCGAAUUUUGCUUCGUCUCUCAAAAAAACUGAAGCAGAGACGUUUAGACAACGGCGCAUUGAAUCUCGCCAGUCCUGAGGUGAAGGUUCAAAUGGACAAUGAGACCUCGGACCCGAUGGAUAUUGAGAUCAAGCAGCUUCUUGAAACGAAUUCGCUUGUUGAAGAGUUCAUGCUUCUCGCCAACAUUUCUGUUGCCCAAAAAAUUUAUGAGACCUUUCCACAAACUGCGGUUUUGCGUCGUCACGCCGCGCCUCCAGCUUCCAAUUUUGAAGCACUUCAAGACAUCUUGCAUGUGUGUAAGGAUAUGCAACUUAAGUGUGAUAGUUCGAAAGCACUUGCACACUCGCUGGAUGAGUGUUCAGAUAAUGCUGACCCCUAUUUCAAUACACUGCUUCGUAUCUUGACGACGCGUUGUAUGCUUUCAGCCGAAUACUUUUGUUCGGGAACAUUUGCAUACCCCGACUUCCGACACUACGGUUUAGCCUCUCCUAUUUACACGCAUUUUACCUCGCCCAUUCGUCGUUACGCCGAUGUGCUGGCUCAUCGGCAGUUGGCCGCUUCUAUUGAUUACGAGACUUUGCAUCCCUCUCUGCAAAACAAACAAAAAUUGGUUGAUAUUUGCAACGGUAUCAACUAUCGGCAUCGCAUGGCACAGAUGGCGGGACGUGCCAGUGUGGAGUAUUACGUUGGUCAAGCGUUGAAGGGCCGUGAAACUCGUGAAGAGGCACAUGUUAUCAAGGUCUUCAAAAAUGGUUUUGUCGUUUUCAUUGCCAAAUUUGGUCUUGAGGGAAUUGUCUAUACUCGGACGCUGUCUACUCCAGAACCUGUUGUGGAGUUUGAUGAAGCUCAGUAUGCGUUGAAUGUCAGCAUUAAGGCACCGAAGCAGCACAAAAUUCGCAUACAGAUGUUCCAAAAGGUACUUGUUUCUGUGGGAGCUAUUCGGGAUGAACACUCUGGCAAACAAAAAGUACAUAUCCAAUUGUUGUAUUAGGGAUUUAGGUGAAAAGAAGAUUCAGUCUGUUAUGAAAGAGAUGUAAGACAUGGUGGACGGUAGAGAGACGCUAGUAGAGCGUAUAGUUUUGGGGGCUUAUUCUGUGCCUGGUUAUGUUAAAAAUGUAGUA